Molecule: messenger RNA, 861 nt
Organism: Lymnaea stagnalis (great pond snail)
Lineage: Eukaryota; Metazoa; Mollusca; Gastropoda; Lymnaeidae
Source: the annotation of a GenBank genome assembly
AUGACCAGAGUGGGGGACUCGCUCGUUUUCAUCUGCCAAAAACUAAAUAACAUCCCCGCGGGUCUGAUGUGCGUCAUUUUGUUCCUCGUCCAGGCCGGCACCUUGAACUACUACCUGGUGUACAACCUGUCGGACGUCCACCUCUGCUGGCUGGUGUCCGAUGCCGUAAAUCUGGCCGUGCUCGUCGCCAGUAUCAUCUACUCCAGCUACACGCUGAGCCAGCAGAGAAACAGCGAAAAUUUCCGCGCAACCUUUCACAGCAUUUCUUGGGUUUCGUGGCUGCUGAUCAACGUCAGCGUCUCGGUCAAGGUCAUCCUCGUUCUGGAAAACGACGCCAUCGAGCUCGAAGGGGCGGCGACGUUUUUCGGUCCAAACACUUUUAAGACAACGGUCGCCAUGGGGAGCUGUAUAUUUCUCUUUCUGUUGAACACGCAGCACGACGCCCCGGUCGGUAGCGACCGGCGGACGUACAUUGACGCGCUGACCAACACGGUCGUCUUUGACAUUUUGGACACGGUGGACAUCCUUGAGGUGUGCCUCAGCGAGGGCGAGCGCGACUCUCUCUGGGGCGGCUUGAAGAAGAUGAUCCUAGCCCAGGCGUCACUCAAUCUAUUGCUGCCCACGGUCCCUUUGCUGACCCUGAGCCGGACGCAGUUUGGCCGGGAUAAGCUGACCAGGCCGAUGAUCUAUCUCCAUCGGCUGCUCGUGGUCCUCGUCUUCAACGUCCCCAACCUGAUAACGAGGCUCAUCCUCUGGCACGGGCUGAGCGUCGGGUUCUCCCCGUUCGCGCUGAAGAACGUCGUCCUCAUCGGAAUGACCCUGCUGGAGUUUUACGAGCACAAGCUGCAGAAGUAUCGGGAG